CCAUCCAUCACCAGCUGGUGCCACAACCCACUUCCUUCUAGUUUUCUUUUGUUUUACUAAUAACAACAUCUUUAUAUAGUCUCACACCCAUUCUGCAUACUCAUAUAUCAUUCAUCCCCACCAUUUCUCUCUGAAUUCCUCUUGGUCAGGAAUUUGGAGAGUUGUAAUUGAAAAAAUGGCAUUUGCAAAGCUUUUUAUCAUUUGCUGCACAGUUUUGCUAUUUUGCUCUUCAUCAGCACAUGCACAGGCUGCCAAUCCUCCCUCCCCGAUCCUCACCCCAACUCCAGCUCCUGCACCAGCACCAGAUUUUGUAAACCUCACCGAUCUACUCAGCGUUGCUGGCCCAUUUGAAACCUUCCUGAACUACCUUGUCUCCACCAAAGUCAUUGAAACCUUCCAAAACCAAGCAAACAACACCCAACAAGGCGUCACCAUUUUCGUCCCCAAGGAUGAUGCUUUCAAGUCUCUUAAGAAGCCUUCUCUAGCCAACCUAACCGAUGACCAGCUUAAGUCAUUACUCCUCUUCCACGGCCUUCCCCACUACUACGCUCUGGCUGACUUCAGAAACCUUAGCAAGACAGGCCCUGUCAACACAUUUGCAGGUGGACAGUACACAUUAAACUUCACUGAUGUUUCAGGCACUGUCCGUCUUGAUUCAGGAUGGACCAGAACCAAAAUUAGCAGCAGUGUACAUUCAACUGAUCCUGUGGCUGUCUACCAAGUUGAUAGAGUCCUUCUUCCUGAGGCAAUUUUUGGUACUGAUAUCCCUCCAAUGCCAGCUCCUGCUCCGGCUCCUGAGACUAUUGCUCCAUCCGCCGAUUCGCCAUCAGCUGACUCGAGUGAAGGUGGGGCUGCUCCAAAAUCUUCACCUUCGAACUCAGCACAUAGGAUCAUCAAUCUUGGCUCUUGGAGUAAAAUGUUUUUGGCCAUUUCAGCUGGUCUGUUGCUGCUGUUCUAAGGGACUGAUGGCUGUUUAAGUUAUGUUAAGAGGGAGGGGUAUAUCCGAAUUUAUUUCAUUUGCUUUUGAUUUGAAAUUAAACCAUUUUUUGUGUGUAUGAGAAUGCUAUGUGUUAUAAUUACUAUUUCAUUUAAAAUGGGCAUUUUGCCUGAUCCAUGGUUA
Messenger RNA from Carica papaya (papaya), 1120 nucleotides. It is a transcript of the gene FLA7, whose product is annotated as FASCICLIN-like arabinoogalactan 7. Gene Ontology annotation, cellular component: plasma membrane. The record is from RefSeq and is a predicted model, not a curated record. Gene Ontology annotation, biological process: plant-type secondary cell wall biogenesis. Lineage: Eukaryota; Viridiplantae; Streptophyta; Magnoliopsida; Brassicales; Caricaceae.